GGCUUCGGAAACUCAAACUGGUAUUGGGGGUUGAAAUGACCUGCGGUUUACAGGCUCGAGUCCUUACGGACAGCUGCAGUAAACUUUUUCUCAGCCGACUAGGCUGAUCGCGAUCAUGUUUUCACAGAAACACGGCACGACAUCGAAGCCACUAAAAUCCGUUCGAUUGGACGUCGACGAGCAGGAGAAGAUCGCGAAGUCCGGGCUGGAAAUGAAGCUGAUCAGUAGCGAGAUGGACGCCGAGACGGAAAAGUGGCAGGAGAGCAGCACGCAAAUGGAGGAAAAUAACGACAUCGUUAAGAGAGCGAAGAACAUGUCGUCGAUGGCGUUCUCCAUGUAUCAGUUCACGAAGGGCGAGGGCUCUCUGAAAACCACCCAGGAUCUGUUCACGCAGGCGGAGUACUUUGCGGAGGAGGCGAACAGGCUGUACAAGGUGAUCAGGCAGUUCAGCUACCAGGUACCUGGGGGCGCUAACAAGAAGGAGCUGCUGGAGAGUCUGGACAAGGUGCCGACGUUCGUACAGAGACUCCAGUUCACCGUCAAGGACCAUACGGUGGGGAAGGCGGCGACGUUUACCAAAGUGGAUAAUGUGAUACAAGAGACGAAGAAUCUUAUGAACGUCAUAUCAAAAGUCGUUACGACAUGUUUCGAGUGUGCUACUAAGUACUGUAUACCGAUCCCGGGUUCGGAGCUUUUUGUUCCUCCUCCUGACAAGUAUAAGCUGGAGUUUCGUGGUGCGAACGGCGUGUCCGGCCGUGGGUCCGGUGGCGAGGGACGUUCGUCUUCCGGCGUCGGUGGAAGCGGCGAUAACAAGGGAGUAGGUGCCACAGGAUCGGAUCAGAGUUUAUGACAGUUGGGGAUGUCCAGACGCAACAAGGGAGACUCGAGACGUACUCGGGUCUCAUUCCUGUUGUUCUAGGACAUCUUCGGCUGCGUUGUUAUAUAUUGUUAUAAGCGGUAUAUUGUUCCCAUUUUGUUGCUAUGAUAUCAAAAACGUUUGUAGUAUUUAUUUUGUAAUCAAAGGUAUAUCGAUUAGUUGCUCUCAGGAAGACCUUCAUAAGGUCUUUUCGGUGCACUGCUUAGGUAGUUGCUCAACGUCUUUAGUGCCGAAUGUUUAUUGUCGAAUGUACGUUGUUCGUACCAAACUUAGACGUUGUAAUGCAAAUGAAAGAAUUAUGGCUGAAAACUAGAGAGAUCAGUGCAACAUCAUUUACGUCAAACAGAUUUUAGUGCUUUUUACUGCAAUCCAAGAAAUCUGUGUUCUCCUAAAGUUGCAUCAAUUCCCAUAGAAAUUAUCUGGAUUCAGGAUUACCCUAGGUCGAAGCAUGCAGUAGUGGUAUAUGAAGUUCCUUACUAGAUUUAUCCGGUUUUAACUUUUUCGGGCAUAGCGUAAAUUCUGCAGUUCAAAAUUUCUCAACGUAUGCUCGGUUUGAAACACGUAAUGCCGGUGAAUAUUUUAACUUCGCGCGAAUAUGACUUUUUUUUAAUUUUUAGUUGGACGAAAUUAAUUUGUCGUCGCUCAAGUCAUAUGCCGCUCUCCUGAAAAUGCACCGGUCUGCACGCGUUUCAUUUUCAAUGUCAACAAAGGCCUAUUUUUUGUAAGGUCAUCACAAGGUCAAUUAUCUUAAUGUUAUAUGCUAAUAAUGUGUCCUUGAGCAAACCUCUAGUCUAGAAAAUGAUCAUUUGAGAGAAAACUAAAUUGACCUUUGCACGUGAAAGGAUUAACGUGAACGCGACUCAAGGUUAACAAGGGCUAAUGAGACCAGUCCAGUUCCGUGGUGUUAUAUUUCAUUUUCAAAGGUCAAUGGCCCCAUUUUUGUAGUGUCAUACUUCAUUUUUAAUGUCAUCAAAGGUCAAUGCUCGUAAGGUUAUAUGCUAAUAAUGUGUUCUUGAACGAACCUCUGGUCUAGAAAAUGAUCAUUUGAAAAAUAACCUGUACUUUGUACCCCAACUACUUUCCACUAGAGGAUAGCGACCUUAACCUUCACCUCCACAAAUUUUCCAGCGGGUAAGCAAUCUCUGAGCCUUAUUUCCAAGGUCACACAGUUAUUACAUAAUUCGGCGCUAUUGUUCGCAUUUAUCGUAAUAGUUUCCCAUUCGCGCAAAUUAAACUGUAUUUAAGGUCAUGCAACUUGACUUCACACUUAGAACUUCACGCGUUUGUUCGUAUUUACGGCGAUGAUUUCCGAGCGGAAGAUAUCCCUUUCAAAUAAAGGUCGCAAUUUUCUUCUUGUUUGAUUUAAACAUCAAUAGAAGACCUAUUUUCGUUCUGAAUCAGAAAGUGACUUCACACCAAUCAGAGACGAGCACGCCCUCUAUGCUCCCCCUGUGCCGUCACAGCCAAUGAGCGGCGUGAUCCACUAUUUUGUCGGGCACCAUCUUGGAUCGGUCGCCAUUUUAUUAGUCACUAAACCCGCCAUUUUGUUAGGCGUCAUUUUGGAUCGGUCCCUAUUUUAUUAGUUACCAAAUCCUCCAUUUCGUUGGUCGUCGUCUUGAAUCGACCGCCAUUUUAUUAGUCACCAAAUCCGCCAUGUUGUGGGGUGCCAUCUUGGAUCCGCCCGCCAUUUUAGUAGUCACUAAAUCCGCCAUUCUUCUGCAGUCCGCCUGUCUCGUGCCAUCCGCCAUCUUGGAUGUUAAUUUGGACUCAAAUUCCGGCCUCAAAAGAAGGCAGUGUACCUUCCUUUUUACCAAAAAUCGACUGCUUCAACAUUUCUCGGGAAAACACUUUUUCUCUCUAAUUUUCACGCGUUUGUUCGUAUUUACGGCGAUGAUUUCCGAGUCGGAAAAUAUCCUUUUCAAAUAAAGGUCGCAAUUCUCUUCUUGUUUGAUUUAAACAUCACUAGAAGACCUAUUUUCGUUCUGAAUCAGAAAGUGACGUCACACCAAUCAGAGACGAGCACGCCCUCUAUGCUCCCCCUGUGCCGUCACAGCCAAUGAGCGGCGUGAUCCACUAUUUUGUCGGGCACCAUCUUGGAUCGGUCGCCAUUUUAUUAGUCACUAAACCCGCCAUUUUGUUAGGCGUCAUCUUGGAUCGGUCCCUAUUUUAUUAGUCACUAAAUCCUCCAUUUUGUUGGUCGUCGUCUAUGAAUCGACCGCCAUUUUAUUAGUCACUAAAUCCGCCAUGUUGUGGGGUGCUAUCUUGAAUCCGCCCGCCAUUUUAGUAGUCACUAAAUCCGCCAUUCUUCUGCAGUCCGCCUGUCUCGUGCGAUCCGCCAUCUUGGAUGUUAAUUUGGACCCGCCAUCUUGGAUCCGCGUCAUCGGUCACGUGAUCGCUAUAGACAUUUUUUUAUUUCGUGUUGGGAAUCGAACCCACGAUACCUGAAAUAAAAAGCUAUCCCGUAACCAAUUGAGCUACGCAGGCUUUGGGAGAUUCAUUCAAUUCUAACCUAUAAUUCAAUCUCUGGGAAAUGCAAAGGGGCCCCCAGUGAUGCUGAAUUAUUGGUCAAGGGGAAGGGCAUAAGUGGCGUGCUCGUCUCUGAUUGGCUGUGACGUCACAAGUUCGUCUCUGAUUGGUGUGACGUCACUUCCUGAUCCAGAACGAACAUAGGUCUUCUACUAGCAUGCUUUGCUACUGGCAACCUACGCAACUUCUCUGAAAAUAAUAUUUACAGAUGGUCCGCAGAUUCGCGCUAAUUUCUUCGUUGUUCACGACGCGAAUUACCCCGCGGCUUAUCUGAAUUGCUCUCCCAGCAAUCUUUAUUUUUUAACUCGCACCCAAUCAGGGCCGUACAACCUUCUCCACCAACAAAGACUAAUUUUUCCGUCCAAUCGGUAACACCAAUAACUCACCUCCCCGCAGAGAAAAAUCUCUCUGAAUCUACAAAAUCCAAACUACGUAGCAAGCUUGAUAACAACUAAUGUAAAACGAACAUAAUCUAGCUUAAUCUCGUCAUUUUCCACGGCUUCUCGGCGCCUCAAAUUUUCACACGCAUUUAGCUGGUCGCGCCCCGGUUCUCCCCCUCUCAAUACACUUAAGAAGUUGACCAAGGGACAAAUAUCAAAACCAUACAAAUACACACGACUACACUGAAAUUAAAAUGGGUCAAAGGUACUUGUCUAGUCCAAGCUCUCUCGCCACCUGGGGGUGACCUUGGAAAUUAGGAUUGUAGGACUUACGUUCUUUGUCUUUAAAAAUGCAAUUUGACAUCGAAACCAAUGACCUAGAAUGAUCUUGAGAUUCUAAUUUAGACACCGCAUAAAAAUGAGACCAUUAACCUUGAAAAUAUAAUUUGGCGCCGCAAAAAUUGUUUAAUUGACCUUGGAUGAAUGUAUCAUGGAUGACUUUGAAAGUGUAAUUUUUGACACCGCAAAAAAGGUUUCAUUGACAUCGCGUGACCUUCAAUGUAAUUAGGCACCACCACAUCAAAAAAUUAGGUUUUUGGCCUUGUAUAUCCUUGAAAAUGUAAUUUAACACCGCAAGGAAUGGAUUUUACCUUGAACGACCUUGAUAUUGUAAUUAGUUACCACAUGACAAGGAGGUUAUGGCCUUGGAUCACCUUGGUAGUGUAAUUUAAGACCGCAAAAUUGACCUUGGAUUGUCUUGAAUCACCUCGAACCUGUAAUUUGAAACCGAAAAAAGGGUCAUUGAUCUUGGAGG
Molecule: messenger RNA, 4597 nt
Organism: Photinus pyralis (common eastern firefly)
Lineage: Eukaryota; Metazoa; Arthropoda; Insecta; Coleoptera; Lampyridae
Product: alpha-catulin-like
Exons: 5
Coding region: 116-850 (244 amino acids)
Biological process (GO): cell adhesion; Rho protein signal transduction
Molecular function (GO): actin filament binding
Source: RefSeq, a predicted model, not a curated record